AUGUUGUUGCGAAGCCGCCGCGUGGGAUGCCAGACUGCAGCUCUGAGUGUCCUCUUCGCCUUCUCCCAAGACGGUGCCUUCGUCUCGCGCGUGCGGAGUCUUGUGAGCCGCCCACCACCUCGGCCUGGGCGUCUCUGGCAUGCUGACAGGGGUGGGCGGCGCUGUUUGGGCAGCGUUGGCGAGGAGAUCAGCGAAGCACCACGCAUCGCUUGGUCUUUCUGGGAUAAAGGGAAGGAAAAUUUGCCAGAAUUCAGGCGCCUGUGCAUGGAAACCUGGGCCACGCAGAAUCCGGGUUGGAGGAUAGAGAUGCUGGACCAAAGGAAUGUCCAUGAGUAUCUGGACCCAAAGGAACUCCCGAGGCUCUGGCCAGAGAUGUACGUCCCCUGGCAGGCCGAUGCGGUGAGGCUUGCACUCUUGGCCAAGUACGGCGGCUUGUGGAUUGAUGCCUCCACGAUCUGUUUUCGGCCUUUCGAUGAAUGGAUGUACAGCACCAUCGCUUCAGAAAGGACUGCCGAGGGCAUUGGUGCCUUCUACUUCUCAGCUUGGGGUUGCGAGAUGCACAAGAGCAAGGAGUUCGUGGAGAACUGGGUGAUGGCCGCCCGUCGCCAGCAUCCGAUGAUGGUGGCCUGGAAGGCCUUGUUCAACGGAUACUGGGACAGCAAGACAAGGGCUGAUGCGAUGUCCAUGUUCCUCGAUCCGCCAGGGGUCCCGGAUCAUCCUCUCUUCCGGGGUGUCGACCUGGACCACUUGAAGCGCUUCGGGCAGGAUCUCCGCAAUUAUCUCCUCAUGCACGCAGCGUUUAAGAAGCUCGUUGAUCAAUACCCCGAGUUUCGUCGCAUCUGGGAAGAGGAAAUGGUCUUGAUCCGCGCAGAUGACACGGCCUUCUGGCACAUGGAGGAGCCCGACGUCAAGUGGGAUCCACAGGCGGCCUUACGCAAGUGGCGAGGGCCAGUGCAUUCGGCAUGGUUAGACUAUGUUGUCUCGAGCUGCCCAGUGUUGAAGUUCACCAGGGACACGGCGACCUUGCUGGAUCAGGACCCGGGCGGUCUCCACUGA
This is a messenger RNA of Symbiodinium necroappetens, 1056 nucleotides long. The record is from the annotation of a GenBank genome assembly. Lineage: Eukaryota; Dinophyceae; Suessiales; Symbiodiniaceae.